Molecule: messenger RNA, 3564 nt
Organism: Temnothorax curvispinosus
Lineage: Eukaryota; Metazoa; Arthropoda; Insecta; Hymenoptera; Formicidae
Gene: simj
Product: transcriptional repressor p66-alpha
Exons: 9
Coding region: 871-2781 (636 amino acids)
Biological process (GO): negative regulation of transcription by RNA polymerase II
Cellular component (GO): NuRD complex
Source: RefSeq, a predicted model, not a curated record
AACUCGGUCGCUGUGUCGCUACUCGCGCGUGGAACCUCGGAAUUCGGGCAUUCUUUCUCGUGGAAAACGUGCGUGCGUGCGUGCCGACGGUUGAGGCGGCUCACUGGAACAUGUGACGGUGCAUAUACCGCGUGUCGUGCGCGCGAUCGCUAUUCAGUGGAAUUGUGCAUACCGCCGGUGUACGAGAAAGAGAGAUAGAGAGAGAGAGAGAGAGAGAGUGAUAGGAGAACGAACGGAGUCGAGACGACGCUCGGCGGACGGGUGGACAGACGAACGGACGGACGGACGGAGGAACGAACGAACGGGUGGGCGGACGGACAAGCGGACGCUCGGCCGGGUCGACUGAGUGCACGCGUGCACAUUGACUCCGUACGUGCGCGGCUGUGCGCGAUGCGCGCCCGCCAAUCGCGCCAUAUCGCCGUGGACGAGCGGCGGCAGUGAGAGUGCGGUCGAGCGAGCGCGUCUCGGCGUCUCGCCGUUGUGUGACACGGAGUACGGAGUGCGCGGAGCGAAGUGCCGUGCCGCCGCCGUCGCGCGCGCGGUCGCGGUCGCGGUGACGUGUGAAGUGAGGCGCGGAAGCGGCGGGAACGAAGAAGAAGAAGAAAAAAGAAGAAAAACGGUCGUCGUCAGCGUUCACCGGCAACGGCGGCGCGUCUCGCAUCUCGUCGUACGCGCGGUAUAUCGCCUCGUUGCGCGUACCGUGUCGCGAAGGGGGAGACGGGAGACGACGUGCGCGCGGUGAGGUGGAGGAGGAGGAGGAGGAGGACGACGAGGGAGGCAGAAUAUCGGCUCGUCUCGCAUGUCGGCUGAACCGCCACGCGAAUUCGGAUCAGCCCCGAUCGACACCGUAGAGUGACCACGGCCGAAAGAAUGGAGGCCAUGGAUGUGGACGGAGAUUCAGUAGUGGAUUUGAGCAUCAGCAGCAGUGGUAGGCGCAAUUCCCCGUCUCUUUCUGUGAAUUCUGGUGACAUCCCGUUAGACUUGGGAAUUCACUUUUCAACCGGUUCCAAUUUGGAGAACAACAUGCCGGAGGCACGUAAUAUACAGAACGCCGCCCGCGGCAUCUUGGCUCCUAAACGAUCGCAUGGGGACGAACGUAAGCCACGGCGUAAUCUUAGACCUAGAAUUGAAAGGAGCUAUGCCGAGAGUCCCGACGAGCCUAGAAUGAAUGGAUAUCUAAAUGGAAAUGCAUCAGACAGUGACGAAGGUGAUAUGCCUCCUAUGCUGCCAAUCAAGGAACUGUCAUCCGACGAGCUGGCUGAACGCGAGAGAAUGCUUAGAAAAUAUAAAGAGGAGCUUAAAUCGGAGGAAAUGAAAUUAGUACUUUUGAAGAAGUUACGUCAGUCUCAGCAACUGAAAGAGAACAUUGCAGCAGCACCUCCCAAGGUUCUCAGCAAAUUACCACCGCCAGUAACGGCACAGCAGGUGCCUCAUAGAGCCGGAAAAGCACCUCCGCCUUUACUUAAGGGUCAGCCCGCACCGAGCAGAAGUAGUAGUUUACAUGCUCCACCACCUGGCAUGGUGCUACCUCCUAAUGCCGGUCGAAAUGCCAUUCCAAGUACAGGCGGGAUGCCUCCAAACAUGGUGAUACCGCAACCACCUCAUCCUAGAGGAAGACCACCCAGCGUAGCGGCGGCAACUGUCUCUAGUUAUCAUGCGCCGACAGACAGAACGGAGAGGUCUACGAAGGAUCCAACACCGGCUCCUGCGCAUCAAGUAAGUAAGCUGCUUGCUGGAUCGCAAGAAAAUAAAACCACCGCAUCCUUAAGCACACCUGUGAAUUCGGAACAGGAGAGAACAACGCGAGAAGAUACACCUGCUCAACGUCAAGCAGCUGCCAAAAUGGCCCUCAGAAAGCAGCUCGAGAAAACAUUAUUGCAAAUCCCACCGCCGAAACCGCCACCUCCAGAGAUGCACUUUGUACCAAAUCCCUCCAAUACGGAAUUCAUAUAUUUGGUCGGUUUGGAGCAUGUGGUCGAUUUUAUAACGAAGGAGCCGGCCGUACCGCCACCUCCCGAACCAUUUGAGUGCUCACAAUGCAAAACAGAUUUCACACCCGUUUGGAAAUGGGAAAAACCUAUGCCUGGUGGUAAGAAGGAUAGUCCUAGAGGGCAACAUGCGACUUUCCAACGACCAUCAGCGGGUCGUGAUCCAAGAGUCAUAUGUGAGCACUGCGUGACGACUAAUGUGAAGAAAGCAUUGAAAGCAGAGCACACCAAUCGAUUAAAAACUGCUUUCGUAAAAGCGCUACAGCAAGAGCAGGAGAUAGAGCAAAGGUUAGCGCAGGCGGCAUGUCCGAGUCCAGAUCCUCCAGCUCCGAAACCAGUUCCUAAGGCAGCAACUCCUACAAGAAGAGUGGCUACACCUCCCGCGCCUCCGCCGCAGGUACCACCGGCUCCUACGUUGACGCCUACACCUCCCGCGCCAAAGCUGCAGGAGCAUCCCUUAGUGAAACUGGCCGAGAGCGGGAAGUUUAGUCCGCAUCAUGCAGCUGCUGCGGCAGCGUUGCAGCAACAAUUGCUCAGAGAAUUGGCGAAGAAUCCAGUACCCGGUUUACCACCGCAUCAACCUCUUCCCGCUCACAUGAUGCCGCAUUUUACCUCUAUAUUGUAUCCCUAUCAAUUAGCGAUGGCUGCCGGUGGUAAGGGCCUUGUAGAAUUACAACGGCAAGCGGCGGAUCUUCAACGUCAAUAUCUGCUUGAUAUGAUUCCGUCGCAGGCGUCGCAAGCGCAAGGCAAUCAAGCACCACCGAGAGCUCAUCCGCAUAAUUGGAAAACGUAACCGGACGCAUUUAAGGGAUGACGUAGCAGUAAAUGCGAAUAAACAGUGAACGUGCAUAACGGAAAACAGAGAAGCUAAGGGAGAUCUAGUAAAGUGUGCAGUCGUAAUUCUGUGCGCCUGAAUGUUACACUAUGCCAAUCGCAACGUUAGUGUCUCAGUUAAGGUGAAGCUCAACUUGAAGUACGUCGGAAGAAUGACAUUCGUUAGUAUUGUAUAAAGAAUAAUUAAUCGUUGUGAAUAUGUCAAUUGACGUGUACGUUUACGACUUUAUUGUUAUCUAAGGGGUAAAGGUUUUAUUUCCGUCACUGAAACACGCACUCAACGUACGUAUGAGUUGGGAUACAGAAUCGCGUCGCGUCUAGGUGAUUAAUUCAUUGUUUAAUGGAGACCAACUGAACUCUCUCAAAUUGGAAAUGUCGGUCAUUUCCUUUUUCCUGAUCUUUCCUACGUAUAUAUACGCGUUAUUAUUUCGUUAACGUAUCGUUAACGUUGUCCACUGAACAACUGAUAUAUAAACAUAAUGAUUAAUUUAAGCGUAUCGACAAGCAUAUUAUAACAUUGAAUGCAAUUGCUUGGAUUAUGAACACCGAGUUGCCUAACUAGGCGCGAGUGAGCGAUCACCUCGCUAUUAUUUACCAUUUUUAUUUUUUGUCUCCGUAUCUUAUAUUCUCUCUGUUAUUAUAUAAUAAAUACUAUUAUUAGUAAAGUUAUGUUGUCUCCUUGUGCACGUUUGUACAAGAUUUGUUUGUAGAAAUACAUUUGUAGAGAUACAUUUGUACAAGA